This is a messenger RNA of Cladophialophora psammophila CBS 110553, 1896 nucleotides long. RefSeq lists its product as uncharacterized. Gene Ontology annotation, molecular function: phosphatidylinositol-4,5-bisphosphate binding. The transcript has a single exon. Gene Ontology annotation, biological process: exocytosis. The coding region runs from base 1 to 1896 and encodes 631 amino acids. Gene Ontology annotation, cellular component: exocyst. The record is from RefSeq and is a predicted model, not a curated record. NCBI's taxonomy places the organism in Eukaryota, Fungi, Ascomycota, Eurotiomycetes, Chaetothyriales, Herpotrichiellaceae.
AUGGUGGGACCAAGAAAUGCCGCCUUCGCCGAGGAGAGCGCCGAGGUUGAAGUUCUCCUGGCUUCCUUAGGAAAGACGAAAGAUAUCACCAAGCGCAUAGCGGCCAGUCUGGCGCGGCUCGAUGUCAGCGGUAAGAUUGUCAAGGAUGCCAUCGGGCCCAUCUAUAGCAACACGCAGCAACUUCAGAUCACCAGUCGGAAUAUCGACAAGGUCAAUGAAGCCAUCGAAAAGCUCAAGCAGCCGCUCGACUCCAGAGGCCGCGAGGAGAGCAUCAUCCGAGCAGGGCCCAAAGCUUCGGGACUGCCGCAAUAUCUCAGCGCCUUGAAGCGUAUCGACAAGGCUCUCACUGAUCUAAGCUCGACAAACAUGAGGGCCAACCAGCAGGCUGUUUCCGAUUUCCACAGCCUCUUGUCCACCGGCGUCAACCAGUUGAACGACAUGUACCGGCAAAUGCUGCAGGAGGACGCUCAACCGGUCGAGCCUCUGCAUCACAUCACCAAACAAAUACCGUUCCCCACGUUCUCCCAAGAAAAAGCCCAGUCUCUCAGUCAAAUAGCUAUGGCAAUGGCUUCAGCUGGAGCGCAUUCGGCUAGACUGGGUCAACGGGAUGAUGACGCGGCAACUCUGAUUUACGUCGAAGUGAGGGGAGACUACCUUCAAAACAGCCUCCAAAACCUAGCCACGGCCUCAAUCAUGACCUCGAAGCGGCGAGGAAAUGAUUCGGGCAUCUACCGAGAAGGUUCGAGUGGCGUGGGGGCGUACGCAAAUGGUAUCGAAGGUAUGUUUCUCGCAGAAGCAGAGAAUACGUCCCGGAUAUUCCGCAACGAUCCUGGGCGGGUCUUCACCGUGACUUGCGGCAAAGCCCUAGCGACCUUCACGCGUACUCUGUCAGAGUUGAACAACGGGAUCAAGCCACGCAUCUUGAGCGAUUGUUUCCUCGCCUACGAAAUCCUAGAUCUCUUCACGCCUCUUAGCUACCGGCUCGAAUCACGAACGGGUCAGCUGCGAUCACAAUUUGCGGAUGCACUUCGCCCAAUACGAGACACUGCUCGCUCAUCGUUCAGCGACAUACUGAGUCAAACCAAGAAACAAGCCGAGUCGAUUUCAACCCUCCCGCCAGACGGUAACACAAUCCCACUGGUCUCACAAACAGCCUCCCGCCUUCAAAACCUCGCUAUAUUCGAGCGGCCCCUGCUUGCCCUGCUCUCGUCCAUCGGUGACGGGAACUGGAAGUCCACCCCUGGAAUGGCCUCCCAAUCUACCCUAAAUCUCGAACUAACCCCUUCCACCGAAAACCCAACUCUACUCUCGCACUACCUCAUCGACAUCGUCGACGCUCUCCUCUCGACCCUCAACGCGCGCUCUCAAGUUCUCCACCCUAAGAAACCCAUUCAGGGAAUCUUUCAACUCAACAGCGUCGCCGUGCUCACUCGGGCAGUCCAAUCCUCACCAGACCUCGCUCGCUAUCUAGGGAUCUCCCCACACAACGCCAAACUUGACGCCUACCGCAAGGCGGGUUCGUCGCUGUACUUGACGGCGUGGCGCGACCCUUGCAACCAGCUCUUCGACCAAAUCCAGACUUCCUCCGGCUCGCGCCCCUUAUCCGGACAGGCCAUCGAUUCGACGUCGAUAAUAAAAUCCCUCUCCUCCAAGGACAAGGACAAGAUCAAGGAAAAGUUCAAACUCUUUAACAGCAGUUUUGAUGAGUUGAUCACCAGGCACAAAAGUCUGCACAUGGAAGCCGAGGUUCGGUCGCAAUUGGGAAGGGAGAUUCAGGGCAUGAUCGAGCCGCUUUACACCAGGUUUUGGGACCGGUAUCAUGAGGUGGACAAGGGCAAGGGCAAAGUCGUCAAGUAUGACAAGGGCACCUUGAGUCAGAUGCUGGCCGGUCUUUAG